Bactrocera neohumeralis is the source of this 1229-nucleotide messenger RNA. Its product is annotated as ER membrane protein complex subunit 2-like. Gene Ontology annotation, biological process: protein folding in endoplasmic reticulum. The transcript is spliced from 5 exons. NCBI's taxonomy places the organism in Eukaryota, Metazoa, Arthropoda, Insecta, Diptera, Tephritidae. Gene Ontology annotation, molecular function: protein binding. The record is from RefSeq and is a predicted model, not a curated record. Gene Ontology annotation, cellular component: EMC complex. The coding region runs from base 155 to 1036 and encodes 293 amino acids.
UUUCGUGUAUAAACCGAGACAUACCAAAUAAGUUCUGUACGCCAUCUUUCGGUAACAUAGCCUCCUCUUGCGGCGAUGUUCGAGUCUAAUAAAUCUGACGUUUAAACAAUAAUUUUUACUCUGAACAUAAUUGUUCUUGAAUUUCACAUACACAAUGGCGUAUAAUUUUAAAGAAAUGUGUUGGAAAGAUGUUCGUGACCAAUUUCGGAAGUGGCGUGAGGACAAUGAGCGUCGGAGUGAUGAAAUAAUACAACUAUGGGAAGCACUGUUGGAAAAUCAUGUGCAAAAAACUGGCAAUGAGAGGCAUAUUAUAUUGGAGCAAGUACUAAUUGCUGCAUUCGACACUUCUCGAUUAGAUAUUGCUGGGAAAUGCAUUGAAACAUUAAGCAUAGAAUUUCCUGAAAGCAUGAGGGUUAUGAAGUUUGAGGCUAUGCGCUUAGAAGCUUUGCAGAUGUAUGAAGAGGCAACUGAUUUGUUAGAUGAAAUUAUUUCGAAAGAUGAAACAAACGCUGCUCCCCGUAAGCGUAAAAUAGCUAUAUUAAAAGCAAGAGGAAUGAGAUCAGAAGCAAUUAAAGAUUUAAGUGAAUAUUUAAAAACGUUUAUGUCUGAUCAGGAAGCUUGGCAUGAGUUAUGUGGACUAUAUUUGGCAGAAGGGGACUACUCCAAAGCGGUUUUCUGUAUGGAAGAACUCUUACUACAUAAUCCACACAGUCAUCUAAUUCAUCAGCGAAUUGCAGAAAUCCGUUAUACAAUGGGUGGAAUGGAGAAUGUGGAAAUCGCUCGAAUAUACUAUUCCCAAGCCUUGAAAUUAAAUCCAAAUAAUUUGCGUGCAUUAUAUGGUUUAUAUUUGUGUUGCAGUUACAUUACCAAUUCUCGCGCCUUGGGGUCGAAGCGCAAAGAGGCUCAAAAAAUGGGGCAAUGGGCGUUGGAGAGUGCAGGCGUGCGAACAAUUACGUCAUCGAAAAUUCCUAGCAACGAUAAAUUAGUUUCAAGUCUAGAAUGUGCAUUGGGUAGCUUAGAUAUUAAAUCUAAUUGACAUUAUCCUAAACCAUUGUUGUAAAAUGUAUAAAAGAUUAUAUUAAUGGUCAUCCUAUUUGAUUUAUCUUCUAAUACUAUAAAAAUAUACGUUAAAAUUUUAGUGCAUUUACUAUGCUUAAAGAUACAUAAUCAUAACCAAUUUAUGUACAGUGGACCAAUAAAGUUUACAUACACCUAGUUCUUUUAAAUUA